AUGAACGAGAUGGCGCUGGCUGACCCGACGUUCAACAGGCGAGGACGCGUCGACAUGCUGAUCGGCGCUGAAUACUUCUGGAAUCUGCUGGAGGAUGACCGACUCGAGCUCGGCCCGAACCUGCCAGUGCUGAGAAACACGAAACUGGGAUGGAUCGCUGGAGGAGUGGUCGCUAGCGACGCACGGGUCGUCGCGCGUACUUUUUGCCAGACCGCAGACGACGAGCCGCUCAUCGAGCUGCUGAAGAGCUUCUACAAGGUGGAGGCCUGCGACGAGUUUUGCCCAUCGGCGACGGCGGAAGACGAGGUGUGUCUGGAGCACUUCCGGCGCACACACGAACGAAACGAGGAAGGACGGUACGUUGUGCGGCACCCCUUUAACGAACGGAAGCUGGAGCUGGGCGAUUCACGGGAGAUGGCGCUGCGGCGCUUUCUUGCGCUCGAACGGAAGCUGGACAAGCAACCGGAACUGAAGGAGCAGUACUCGCAGUUCAUCCGGGAGUAUGCGCAGCUCGGACACAUGCGAGAGAUCGAGGAGAAGCCAAACGAAGAUCCGGGAGCAGGUUUCUACUUGCCACACCACUGUGUGCUGAGGCCCACCAGUACGACGACGAAACUGCGAGUCGUAUUCGACGGGUCAGCGAGGACAUCGAACGGCGUCUCGAUCAACGACGUUCUGAUGACUGGGCCAACAGUGCAGAACGACCUCACCGCGAUUCUGCUCCGCUUUCGGGGAUUCCAGUAUGUCUUUACGCUGGACAUUCCCAAGAAGUUCCGCCAGGUGGGCGUGCAUCCCGAGGACACGAAGUACCAGCGCAUUUUCUGGCGGUACGAUCGGAACGAUCUGCUAAGCGUCUGGGAAUUGCAGACUGUGACGUACGGCCUGGGACCCUCGCCGUUCCAGGCGACAAUGGCGCUCAAGCAAGCUGCGGCCGACCACCAAGACGAGUUCCCGAGGACUGCCGAAGUCGUUGAGAAGGGGACAUACAUGGACGACAUCCUGACGGGUGCCGAUACGCUAGAAGAAGCUUGCGAGCUGCAACGAGAAGUGACGGGUCUGCUGGCGAAGGCCUGCUUCGGCGCUCACAAGUGGUGCGCGAACCAUUCCGACAUUGUGCGCGCAGUCCCCGAAGAGCUACGAGGAAACUCGUUCGAAGUCACCGACGACAACGCGAAGACAACCGUGAAGACGCUGGGCGUAACCUGGAACCCUUUCGAAGACUGGUUCUCUGUGUCGGUGCCUGAUUUCGACGAACUGGACGAGAUGACCCGGAGGAAGCUCUUGAGUCAGCUGGCCAAGAUAUUCGACCCGCUGGGAUUCUUUGGCCCUGUGAUCACCUACGCGAAGCUGAUCCUGCGAGAGGUCGGCGAGUUGCAGAUUGAGUGGGACGACCCGGUUCCACCCGACGUCGGCUCAAAGUGGCGGAACUUCCGCAUCGAAAUGACCGCUCUGAGGGAGGUGCGGUUGCCAAGGUGGAUCUCCUGGAAGGGAGCACUCAAGUUGGAGCUGCAAGGAUACGCCGACGCGUCCGACCUGGCGUACGGGGCUUGUCUGCACGUGGAGGGCUUCUUCGCUGACGGGAAAACCGAGAUGCGACUCAUCUACAGCAAGUCUCGCAUCCUACCGAAGAAGCGCAAGGCGAAGGAAAAGGCCAUCUCGACCCCGCGAGCCGAGCUACUGGCAGCACUGCUGCUCGCAAGGAUGGUAGUCAAGUUUCUGAGCGCGACGGAACUGAAGUUUGCUGCGGAAACUCCCGCAUCUGCUGCAUUCGUCUCGAAUCGGGUGAGCGAGAUUCAGCGAUUGACGGAAAACUUCUUUUGGCACUACAUUCCGUCAGAAGAGAACCCGGCCGACCUGAUCUCGAGAGGAAUCCACCCGAAGAAGCUGAUGACGUCCAAGAAGUGGUGGCGGGGCCCGCCACGCACCCCCGUUGUCGAGACUGGAGACGAACUCGAGAUUCCGGACGAGGAGCUGCCGGAGAUGCGAGCCGGUGUUGCACUGGCGAUGACUGUUCCUGUUGAACGAUUCCCGAUGUUUGACAAGGUGAGCAGUUUUACAGAAGUCGUUCGUAACAUGGCCUACUUGAUGCGCUUUGCGAAGUACGUCAUGUCCAAGAAGAAGGAGCUGGUGAAGGGAUUUCUCACUGCCAAGGAGACGCGAGCUGCAACGCUCGAGAUCAUGCGACUGGUCCAGCGUGAAACGUUCCAACCAGAGAUUCUCGCGCUGAUGGACGGCGCGGAAACGAAACACCGGCUGUGCGGGCUGAAUGCCCGUCACCAGAUGCUGCUGCCGGCCAAACACUCGAUCACCGAAGCUCUCGUCCGAGAGCUGCACCUGGACAACCUGCACAUCGGCCAGAAGGGGCUGCUUGCGAUCGUCCGACAGCGCUACUGGCCACUGAACGUCAAGAACACGAUCCGCAAGGUAAUCCGGAACUGCGUAAGGUGCUUCAAGGCGAACCCACUGAAGACGACGCAGAUGAUGGGCGAUCUGCCAUCGUACCGCAUUCGACCUGCUCCGGUCUUCUCGACCACCGGAGUGGACUACGCCGGACCUUUUUGGAUUAAGUCGUCUUCCGCAACUCGCAAGCCGCAGGUCACGAAGGCCUACGUGAGUCACUUUGUGUGUAUGCAGACCCGUGCCAUACACCUCGAGCUGGUUUCCGACCUGACGACGGACGCGUUCCUGGCGGCCUUGAGACGCUUCACAAGCCGACGUGGAUGUCCGAGAACGAUGCGGUCGGACAACGCAACGAACUUCGCGGGAGCCAAGAACGAGCUGAACGAGCUGUGGCGGCUGCUCCAGGAUCAGCGCGCUACCAAGAAGAUCGCCAGCUACUGCACCGACAAGGGGAUUGAAUGGUCGUUCAUUCGCGAAGCCCGCACUUCGGCGGCAUUUGGGAGGCCGGCGUGA
Messenger RNA from Culex quinquefasciatus (southern house mosquito), 2913 nucleotides. RefSeq lists its product as uncharacterized. Gene Ontology annotation, molecular function: nucleic acid binding. The transcript has 3 exons. The record is from RefSeq and is a predicted model, not a curated record. Lineage: Eukaryota; Metazoa; Arthropoda; Insecta; Diptera; Culicidae. Bases 1 to 2913 code for a protein of 970 amino acids.